GCUUUAUAGCACUGCAUCCGAUGCUUUGCAUUGCAUUUGGUGAUGAAAGGCUUGGAUGUAGCUGCUCGGCCAUGGAAACACAUUUCAUGAAGCUCUCUAUGCACUAUUGUUGUGCUAAUCUGAAAGCCACAUGAAGUUUGGAGGUCUUGAGCUAUUGACUCUGCAUACAGUUGGCCACUACUGCACACUGUGCGCUUCAGCAUGCUCUGACCACGCUCUGUCAUCUUACGUGGCCUACCACUUGGUGGCUGAGUUGCUGUUGUUCCCAGUUGCUUCCACUUUGUUAUAAUACCACUAACAGUUGACCGUGGAAUAUUUAGUAGCAAGGAAAUGUUACAGAUGGACUUAUUGCACAGCCUUACACAAAUGUUUGUAGAAGCAGCCUGCAU
Staurois parvus is the source of this 389-nucleotide messenger RNA. NCBI's taxonomy places the organism in Eukaryota, Metazoa, Chordata, Amphibia, Anura, Ranidae. The record is from the annotation of a GenBank genome assembly.